Anolis carolinensis (green anole) is the source of this 636-nucleotide messenger RNA. Its product is annotated as 2-acylglycerol O-acyltransferase 3-like. Gene Ontology annotation, cellular component: endoplasmic reticulum membrane. The annotation marks the transcript as partial. Gene Ontology annotation, biological process: triglyceride biosynthetic process. The record is from RefSeq and is a predicted model, not a curated record. Gene Ontology annotation, molecular function: diacylglycerol O-acyltransferase activity. NCBI's taxonomy places the organism in Eukaryota, Metazoa, Chordata, Lepidosauria, Squamata, Anolidae. The transcript has 5 exons.
AGGCUUGGGAUAGGCUUCACUGUUGAGGCAGAGGAAGAUGGACCCCUCCUCCUCCGCCUCGAGUGGCAGUGACCCCACGACCCCUGCGCGACCUGCCACUGACGGGGGGCCACGAUGCCUGCGCUCCGGAAGCACCUGGAGGCCCUCAGCGUCUUCCAGUGGGUGCUCACCUUCCUCUUCUUCGGUCUCUUCUUCUCGGCGCUGCUCCUCUUCCUGCUCUUCACCUCCUUCUGGCCCGUCUCCGUCCUCUACUUCGCCUGGUGGGCCGCGGACUGGGGGACCCCCGAGAGAGGCGGCCGCCGGAGCGACUGGAUGCGGCGCUGGAGGAUCUGGGAGCUGCAUCGGGACUACUUCCCCAUCAAGCUGGUGAAGACGGCGGAGCUGCCGGCGUCGCGGAACUUCGUGGUGGGCGCGCACCCGCACGGGAUCAUCUGCGCGGGCGCGUUCUCGGCCUUCUGCACGGAGGCCACGGGCUUCUCGCGCCUCUUCCCGGGAGUCCGCCCGCACCUGGCGCUCCUGGCCGGGCUCUUCCACCUCCCCGUCUACCGCGAGUACAUGAUGAGCUCCGGUGAGCGGCAGCGGGCAGUGCGCAUGCGCGGGGAGGGAAGGGAGCGGAGGGCAGGAAGGAAGGAAGGA